UCGUUUUUUUUUUAAAUUAAUUGAAUUUUUUUUUACAGUUAUCACUGCAGGGCAGUUGUAUAACUAUUGCCAUUUUUUCCAUGAAAAAUGGAGACGGUACUCCGAUGGACUACUGCUGUCGGCCAAAUGGACUGAACUGGCGUUGUUGAUUCCAGAACUUGAUAUUGUAAUCUGACAUUUUGAACAAAAUUGUAUAGUUGCCUUUGUUUUUCCCAGGACUGAUAUUAAGCUAUGACUAUAUUGGGCAAGCCCCCCAAAAAAGUCUAGAGGAGGAUAGCGAGGAUAGUAUAAAAAAGGGCGUUCAUCACCUAUAAGGAGGUGUAUUAUUCGGUAUUAUUUUCUGUCCAAUUUUGUGUUGUUUCUCCUGUGAAAAGGUUGGGUUCAUUCAAGUCUUCACACACAAUCUAUAAAGACCGGGCCAUUGGAAUCGCGUGCGAUCCAUUGUGAACUAGUCCUCAUCGAGUAACAGUUAUACCUCUUGACUGCGCUCCAUCAGCACUCAUGGACGAACCUGGAUUUUAAAAAUCGUCGCUUUCAGGUGUUGUGCCAGCAGGUGGAUUACCAGUAGUUGUAGUUACGUGUUCUAUAGCCUACAAUACUAGGAUUGAAUUAGACAGAAAUCUUCCAGAUAAUGAAAAAAGUUAAUACACUGACAGCUUUGCAACGGAGGUUGACUAGCUUAUCCGGCGGAUGCCUAUUGGAUCCCCACGUCGAGUGCGGAUUCAACUCCAAAUAUUUCCCGGUUGACAGCGUCUUGAGGUUUAACCUGGUGGAAGAUCUCCUUCUCUGGCGGCAAGGAUACAGUUUACACUUGGAAGAAAACUUAAUGAAAGUUUUGAAGCCGGAAGAUAUGAAUAAUAUAGACACCAUGGUCACUGGCAUUUUCAUAUGUUUGUUUUCAAGAAGUUUCGCCAUUCUGGAACACUUUCGCAAUUUCGAAGACACGUUUGAAAAGUCCGCCAUCAUUUCGACGAUUUUGAGGACUGUAGCGAGGAAACACGGCCGCUAUUUAGACGUCAUUUCGUGUACAUUACUCAUGAAAAACUGGUUUUAUCCUAAUAAAAGUUGAAUGUGAAACUAAAAAUUCG
Daphnia pulicaria is the source of this 1088-nucleotide messenger RNA. RefSeq lists its product as uncharacterized. The coding region runs from base 632 to 1069 and encodes 145 amino acids. The record is from RefSeq and is a predicted model, not a curated record. Lineage: Eukaryota; Metazoa; Arthropoda; Branchiopoda; Diplostraca; Daphniidae. The transcript is spliced from 4 exons.